This is a messenger RNA of Pollicipes pollicipes, 964 nucleotides long. RefSeq names its product glycine-rich cell wall structural protein 1.8. The transcript has 4 exons. Lineage: Eukaryota; Metazoa; Arthropoda; Thecostraca; Pollicipedomorpha; Pollicipedidae. The coding region runs from base 59 to 964 and encodes 301 amino acids. The record is from RefSeq and is a predicted model, not a curated record.
CUCCACGGUGGUCGGGCAGGCGCGAGGACGCGUCGAACGGGAGGACUCCGCGGACACCAUGCGACUCCUCACGGCGCUCACAGUGUUGGCAGUAGUGGCGAGCACGCAGGCCUUCUUCGGCAGCCUCUUCGGCUUCGGCAAGAGGGGCCACGGCGGCUACGGCGGCGGCUACGGCUACGGCGGGGGCGGCCAUGGCUACGGCGGAGGCGGUCAUGGCUACGGCGGCGGCAGCCACAGCUACGGCGGAGGCGGGGGUCACCACAAGGGCGGGGGUCACCACAAGGGCGGGGGUCACCACAAGGGCGGAGGUCACCACAAGGGUGGAGGUCAUGGCAGUGGUUACAUCCAAGUGAGGCCGUCGCAUGGUUACGGUCCGCCCCGCCCCAGCUACGGCCCGCCCAAGGCCAGCUACGGCCCGCCCAAGGCCAGCUAUGGCCCGCCUAAGCCCAGCUACGGUCCGCCCAGGCCCAGCUACGGCCCGCCUAAGCCCAGCUAUGGUCCGCCCCGCCCCAGCUACGGCCCGCCCAAGCCCAGCUAUGGCCCGCCUAAGCCCAGCUACGGUCCGCCCAGACCCAGCUACGGCCCACCAGCGCCCAGCUACGGCCCGCCGGUGACUCCCUCCAGCGGCUACGGAGCCCCUCACGGACACGGAGGCGGUGGACAUGACGGUGGACACACCGGGGGCGGAUACAGCGGAGGUGGACACAGUGGAGGAGGACACGUUGAAAGUGGACACACCGGGGGCGGAUACAGCGGAGGUGGACACAGUGGAGGAGGACACGUGGAAAGUGGACACACCGGGGGCGGAUACAGCGGAGGUGGACACAGUGGAAGGGUCGGCGUCGCGGGCACCCCGGGCUCCGGCUACUCGGCUCCGGCUCCCGGGCCUUCGUACGAGGCUCCGGUGCCUGUCUCGAUUCACGAGAUCCAGGCUCCCGACCUCAGGCCAAAGCUACGCCCCUAG